Messenger RNA from Aspergillus ochraceoroseus IBT 24754, 1557 nucleotides. RefSeq lists its product as uncharacterized. NCBI's taxonomy places the organism in Eukaryota, Fungi, Ascomycota, Eurotiomycetes, Eurotiales, Aspergillaceae. Bases 167 to 1207 code for a protein of 346 amino acids. The transcript has 2 exons. The record is from RefSeq and is a predicted model, not a curated record.
GCCCUUUGUCCCUCCCUCCCCUGGAUUCUCACAACCUUUUUCUUCUUCUUUUUUUCCCUGUUUGGAACACCUCGCCGUCGGACUCUCAUUUUCCUGCGGUUUAUGAUCUCCUCCAAUCUCCUGUUCACUGCGUCAAUAGCGCCAUCCCCAUUCAUUCAAUCACGCAAUGGUCCUGUCCAACCCGGAGAAGACUAUCCGCAAAAUUGACAUUGCUCAGGUGUCCCUCAACCUCCAAGAUCGCCUGGGCCUUGCCAAGGUCAAGUACCAGAAUGGACGUCUUCCGGUUCGAGAAUCCCGCCAGGGUGGUGGAUUACAGUUCUUAGGAAGUGACAAGCCUUCGGAUUCCUCUUCGGACAUCUCCCACAGUCGUUGCGAAACCCCUUUAACUUCACCUCCCUUACGAACGGCUUCCUAUUCCAAGGAGCUCCCUCGGUCAUCCCGGAACAAGCAUGCUGCAACAUUCAACUCGCGGAUGAUGCAGCCCAUGCUGUCAGCUAGUCGAAAACGUCUUCGUUCGGAUUCGAUUACAGACCGCCCAGUGAAAGCGACCCGUGUGUCCUGGAAAAGCUCCUAUCAACUACCAGAGUCCUCCCCCGGGUUUCGUCGCCAACACCACCCCGGUCGUCACCACCUACCCCUGGCCGAAACGGCUCCAAUCCCUGAGUUUUCGUCCCCCGGAUACCAUGUCCACUCGGAGGAUGACAAUGACCCGGACCUGCCUGUGCAUAGUUUUCGGAAUGCGAGUUCCGUCGUGGGCUCCUCGCCCCCUCGCACUCCCCCACCGAAGCAUUCGUCUCUCUCACGGAACGACCGCACUCUUCGUCACGAGGAUGGGGCAGACCUCCUUCUCUAUCUUGCCAAUUCUCCAACACCCGCCAGCAUUGCAAAACCCCAACCCCGAGCCUUCCCUCCUUCCACUCCCCCAAGCCAACAUGCGGUUCCGGGAGGGGGGGGCGUGUUCCCCAACUUCGGCACUCCAAAUCAGCAGUUCAACUUUGCUGAUUUUGUGAACGUCACUCCCAGCCCAGCCCAGCCAGUCUGGGGUGGUCGAACACCAGGAGGGAUAGCUCGGACCCCUCUGGCAACCAAGGAUGGCAGAAAGCGGUCGAAUUUCGAUAACCUCCUGCCCCCUGGAGUUGAGAGCCCGAAGAACCGCGCAAAGGGGCCUGGUCUUGUACUGCAACUGGGUGGAGAAUUACGACCAUAGACCUCCUUUUUUUUUCCCUACCAUUUUUCUUUCCUUGCCCCUUUCAUUAUUGUGGGACUCCUAUUAUGACCAUUGACGACUGAUAUGUACACACCACGGGAUAAAUCCCACUGUUAUGCCCCAAUUAUUGUAUCUAAUUCAUCUUGCCACAAUUCCCAUUUCCCUUUCCCUUUCCCUUUUUCCCCUGUGGUUUAUCGCACCCUUGUACAGGACCAGCUAUGUUAACUAAUACCUAUAGGGCCUACCAUGCUGUCUAUACAUACAUACCCAUUUUCCCCAUGUUACGUUAUGGCAUUUUUUUUUUUUAAUUUUGGAGAGUAUCUGCAUACUUCAAUCCCCCACUAGCAUCC